CGCGGCGCGCGCGCAAAGAUGGCGACGCCCUAUGUGACGGACGAGACCGGCCGGUACAUCCCCUCCACGCAGCGGCCGGACGGGACCUGGCGGAAGCAGCGCCGGGUCAAGGAGGGCUACGUGCCCCAGGAGGAGGUGCCCGUCUACGAGAACAAAUACGUGAAAUUCUUCCGGAGCAAACCCGAGCUCCCCCCGGGCUUGAACCCCGAGCCCGCCCCCUCCCCGCCCGGCCGAGGGACCCCCGGGCGGCCCGAGGGCUGCGACCCCUCCCCAGCUUUGUCCAAGAGCGCCCGCAGGAACCUGAAACGCAAAGAGAAGAGGAAACAGCAGCAGGAGAAGGAGCGGGACGGACUGAGCCAGGCGCCGGAAAACACCGAAAACAUCGGGACGGGAGCGGGAGGAGGAGCAGGAGGAGCAACAGGCGACGGCCACAACGGAGGAGGAGGGACAGCUGGGGAGAAAAAUCGCGGGCGGCGCAUGAAGAGCCUGCGCAAGAAGCUGCGGCAGGUGGAGGAGCUGCGGCUGCGGCUGGAGCGGGGGGCCCUGGCCCGGCCCAGCCCCGAGCAGCUGCAGAAGCUGCGGCGGAGGAGCGCGCUGGAGGAGGAGCUGCGCGCGCUGGAGCUGGGCUCCUGAGCGGGGCGGCCCGGGCUUUUGGGGGGUUU
Messenger RNA from Passer montanus (Eurasian tree sparrow), 662 nucleotides. It is a transcript of the gene PYM1, whose product is annotated as PYM homolog 1, exon junction complex associated factor. Bases 19 to 633 code for a protein of 204 amino acids. Gene Ontology annotation, molecular function: RNA binding. Gene Ontology annotation, cellular component: exon-exon junction complex; cytoplasm. Gene Ontology annotation, biological process: exon-exon junction complex disassembly. The record is from RefSeq and is a predicted model, not a curated record. The transcript is spliced from 4 exons. NCBI's taxonomy places the organism in Eukaryota, Metazoa, Chordata, Aves, Passeriformes, Passeridae.